Postia placenta MAD-698-R-SB12 is the source of this 246-nucleotide messenger RNA. RefSeq lists its product as hypothetical. Lineage: Eukaryota; Fungi; Basidiomycota; Agaricomycetes; Polyporales; Adustoporiaceae. The transcript has a single exon. Bases 1 to 246 code for a protein of 81 amino acids. The record is from RefSeq and is a predicted model, not a curated record.
AUGAGUUUCCAGCCAAGAGCCUAUGAUCCGGAGAUCCACUCGUCCAGGUCGUAUGCCUCCUUCAGGCCUCACAUCACCCUUGUCACUUUCUUUAUUCUAGAGUCUCCGUCUCUCAAGCUCAUGCUUCCUCCAUGUAUCACGCCAAUAAACGUGUCUUUCAGCUCACUGAAGGUUGAGACCGCUUAUCUGGGCUCCCUAUCCAUCAGUAUAUUUGAACCGCGCGAGCUGAUGAUACUGCACGAAUAA